This is a messenger RNA of Rhopilema esculentum, 1339 nucleotides long. Its product is annotated as putative RNA-binding protein EIF1AD. Gene Ontology annotation, cellular component: nucleus. The record is from RefSeq and is a predicted model, not a curated record. Gene Ontology annotation, biological process: translational initiation. Lineage: Eukaryota; Metazoa; Cnidaria; Scyphozoa; Rhizostomeae; Rhizostomatidae. Gene Ontology annotation, molecular function: RNA binding; translation initiation factor activity.
AAUUUCUCUUGCAAUGGCGUGUCGUGAAAACAUGGGUGAAUUUGGUAGUUGUUUUAUUAAAAGUUACACAUUAGAAUCAGUCUGGAAUGUGAAACAUAUUUAUGCUGGAAAAUCAAGUCAAAAUACUAUUUAGCAUGGAUUCAUAUUGAGAGGACAUGGCGGGAGCAGCUUAAAGGAACAUUUUGUCCUUUGUCCCACCUUUUGGAAAAGGCCUAUUUUAAGGUCUUUCCUUCUUCCAGUAUUUGACAAUAAAUACUGCUGCUGCUUAUUUGAGACGCGGUCUAAAUUGCAGAAUUUUUUGGUAGCUUUUAGUGUAAAUUCUAUUCUACGCACAUAGGCUUUUUUGACGUUGUUAGUGCAGUAAAGUUGCCAGAACGAAACGAGUUCGCACUCCGAACAGCAUAUGUGCAAAUAGGAAUCAAGGCCUGUUUGUAAUUUGUUUAUAUUUACUGUAAACAUAGAACACAGUUUCUGAGUAAUCAUAUACUGCACUUAGCAGAACCAUUAAAACAGAACACAGAGGAGAUCAAUACAAAGGUGUAUUGAAAGCGAUAUAUUUCUCGUAAAAAUGUCCAAAACAACAAAAAGAAAGCAUGUUACCAAGGAAGCACUCACUGAAUACUAUGUACCGGAAGGAGAUGAAGAAAUUGUCAAGAUAAUUGCUGGAAGAGGUAAUAAUCUGCAUGAAGUACAAACAGCUAAUGGCAGAAAGUUUCUUGUCAGCAUGCCAUCAAAAUUCCGGAAAAAUCUCUGGGUCAAAAGAGGUGAUUAUGUUGUUGUAAACCCAAUAAAAGAAGGGAAUAAAGUACUGGCUGAAAUUGUUUAUAUUCUGUAUGCCAAGCAGAUCAAAUAUUUACAAAAUGAAGGACUUUGGCCAGAGCAAUUUAAAGAGGAAUUGGGCGAGUCAGAAGAAAAGACCAGGGCAAUUGCAUAUGAAGAUAGCUCUGAAAAUAGUGAUGAUGAUGAUGAUGAUGAACUGCUAUUUAAAAACCCAAACAGAAGGGAAUUCAACCUUGUAGAAGAUUCAGAGUCUUCUAGCAGUGAAGAGGUUUCAAGCACUGACAAUGAAGAAGAGGGUGAAGAUGAGAGUCAGAGUGCUAACAAAGAGACCAGAGAAAAUAAUAUUUGUGAAGAUAACAGUAUAUCAAACAAGCUAGAUUCAAUUUCAUUGAACAAUUAGCUUGUAAUCACUGACAGGUUGAUCAAUCACUGGCACCAGGCAUGUUUUGAGUUUUUGUUUUAUAGCCUUAACUUAAAGCUAAACUGAGAACAAUGCCAGAAUGAAUUUUGUGUUACUUUAAUACAAAGAAAAUGUUUUACCCAUUAUUAUUCACAGCCA